CAUCAGUUCCUCCGUAUUCAAGGAGCCGUUGGGAAUGUUUCCUGGUUCCUUGAACAGAUUAAGUUUUUGUCAAGAGAAAAGUAGAACAGAAGAAAAAGAUAGCAGAGCCAAUGCAAGAAACCACCGCCAGGAACAAAGUGAACAAGGUCGUUGAGGCUGAUCAGACACCACAACUCGAGCAGACUGCCAGGGAGCCGCUGGGGGCCAAGCUCCAGGAAGCACGAGCCCCUCAUUUUGAGAUGACCACCACCUGAGAGGCAUUUUGUCACACAGUUGGGAACCGCGUGGUGCAGACCUGGGUGCGGAGGAGUCGGCGGGUGUCGCGUGGACACGAAAACUCCCCGGAGCCGCAGUCGCCGCGGGGCGGCCUGGGAAAGUCAGCAGCGCCGUGGUGGGAACCGCAGCCCGGCGGCCCUGAAACCUCCCUGGUCAGAGGAGCUGCGGGGCUGGGACCCUGGAGGGAAGGGACCAGGGGUGCGAGCUGUUUCUCAUAAGGAAAUUGGCUCUGAAGUUCUGCUGUGGAUGUCUUCCCUUGUCGAUAAAUUUCAGGGUCAACUGAUCACCCAGACCUGCUCACUGUGCUGCAGAAUAAAGAGGCCUGGAAGAUGGAGAGGGACGAUACAGUAGCUAAGGAUGCAGGGCAGCAAGCCAUCUAUUCAUUGCUCCUGAAAGAGAAACUUAAAGAGAAACAGAAAGAAAUGGCUGAUUCUCCAGUAAACUCCCAGGGUCUGUUGACAUUCAGGGAUGUGACUGUGGACUUCCUUCAGGAAGAGUGGGAAUGCCUGAACUCUGCUCAGAGGGCUUUGUACAUUGAUGUAAUGUUGGAGAAUUACCACAACCUGCUCUCAGUGGAAAACUAUUACGUAUGUGAUCCUGUCCAUCAACAUAUGAAGACUGAAAAAGAGUCUUAUCAGUGUAAUAAGCUUGAUGACGUGCUUCAUGACCCCAUCACAUGUGCAUAUUAUAGAACAUGUGAUACAGUAAACUCUAAUAACUACAGAUGCAGUAAUCACGGGGAUGCCUCUAUUGACUCAUCAAACCCAGGUAGACAUGACAGCAUGCACACUGGAGAAGAACCUUGCAAAUCUAAAGACUAUGAGAAAUCUUUAAAUUUGUGUCCCAACAUUACUCAAGAUGAGAGAGUCUACACUGCAAAGAAAGAGCACAGGCAGGGAGAAUGUGGUGACACUUUUGGUUCUAGAAACAGUCUUUUCCAACAAACAGUCUACAUCGGAGAGAAACCACACCAAUGUGGGAAAUGCAAAAAAUCUUUCAGUACUGCCUCAAGUCUCACUGUACAUCAGAGAGUUCAUAAUGGAAAUAAACCCUACAAAUGCAACUUUUGUGGCAAAUCCUAUAACCAUUGUGCAAAUCUUAGAAUACAUCAAAGACUUCAUACUGGGGAGAAACCUUACAAAUGCAAAGAAUGUGGAAAGUCUUUUCGACAGUUUGCAGCUCUUAAAAGCCAUCUGGAAAUACAUACUGGAGAGAAGCCUUAUAAAUGUAAGGAAUGCAGCAAAUCCUUUGCCCACCUUUCCAGUUUCAGGAGACAUCAGAAAAUCCAUACUGGAGAGAAGCCUUACAAAUGCAACGAGUGUGACAGGGCAUUUACGCACUGUGGAUCACUUAGAUGGCAUCAGAAAAUUCAUUCUUUAGAGACAUUUUACAAAUGUAAAGAAUGUGGUAAGUCCUUUCUUGAAUUAUCACAGCUUAAAAGGCAUCACAGAAUCCAUACUGGUGAGAAGCCUUACAAAUGUGAGGUCUGUGACAAAUCCUUUACUGUGAACUCACAUCUUAAAAGACAUCAAAGAAUUCAUACUGGGGAGAAACCUUACAAAUGUAGGGAAUGUGACAAAUCUUUUACUACAUGCUCAUAUCUUAGAGAACAUCAGAAAAUUCACACUGGGGAGAAACCUUACAAAUGUAGGGAAUGUGACAAAUCUUUUACUACAUACUCAUACUUCAGAGCACAUCAGAAAAUUCAUACUGGGGAAAAACCUUACAAAUGUGGAGAAUGUGACAUGUCUGUAACUCAGGGUUUUGCUCAUAGAGAACAUCUGACAAUUCAUACUAGGGAGAAACCUUACAGAUGUGGAGAAUGUGACAAAUCCUUUACCCAGCGUUCACAUCUUAGCAUACAUCAGAGAGUUCAUACUGGAGAGAGACCUUACAAUUGUAAGGAAUGUGACAAAUCAUUUACUAGGUACUCCUACCUCAGAGCACAUCACAAAGUUCAUACUGGACAGAAACCUUACAAAUGUAAGGAAUGUGAGAAAUCCUUUAUGGACCACUCACAGCUUAGAAGACAUCAAACUGUUCACACUGGAGAGAAACCUUACAGUUGUAAGGAAUGUGACAAAUCCUUUACCCGUAGUUUAAACCUUAGAAUACAUCAGAGAAUCCACACUGGAGAAAGACCUUACAGUUGCAAGGAAUGUGAGAAAUCUUUUACUACAUGUUCAUUUCUUAGAGAACAUCAGAAAUUUCAUACUGGAGAGAAACCUUACAAAUGCAAAGUCUGUGAGAUAUCCUUUAAUCAGAUAGUGCAUCUUAGAACACAUCAGAGAGUUCAUACUGGAGAGAGACCUUACAAAUGCAAAGACUGUGAUAUGUCCUUUAAACAGGUAGGGCAUCUUAAAACGCAUCAGAGGAUUCAUUCCGGAGAGAGACCUUACAGUUGUCAGGAAUGUGACAAAUCCUUUACUAGGUGUUCCUACCUCAAAGCACAUCAGAAAAUUCAUACUGGAGAGAAACUUCACAAGUGCAAAGACUGUGACAUGGCCUAUAUCUAUGUUUCAAACCUUAGAAGACAUCAGAGAGUUCACACUGGUAAGAAACAUACUAUUAUAAAUGAUGUCAUAUAACAUUGUAUUCUCUUCUUAUAAAUCCCAACAGUAUACAUAACAGAAGCAUAAAGAUAAGAAACUUGCAAAAGCCUUGAAAGAUACUUUAAAUGUUAGAAAAUAUCAUGGAGUUUAUAUUAAAAUAAAAUUCUGUAGUAGGAGCUUUGUGAAUUUUUAUUUAAUGUGUAUGGCUCCUUUGUCUGCAACUCUUUCUGUGCACUACAUGUUUAUCUGGUUCCUGUGAAUGCCAAAAGAAGGCAUAAGAUUCCCUGAAACUGGAUUUCUAGACAGUUGAGAACUAUUGUAUGUGUGUUGGGAAUUGAACCCUGGUUCUCUGGAAGAGUAACCAGUGCUCUUACCCACUAAGCCAUGUCUCCAGCUCCUAGGAAAGCUGUAAUAAAAUCAUUUAUCUUGGCAGGGCAGUGGUGGUAGCACAUGAUUUUAAUCCCAGCACUGUGGAGGCAAAGGCAGGUGGAUACAUGUGAGUUUGAGGCCAUCCUGGUCUACAUAGCUAGUUACAGGACAACCAAGUCUGUUACAUAAAAUCCCAGUCUCAAAUGCAAAAAGAAGGCAACCUAAAAGCUGUUUAUCUUGUUCAACAUUCAAGAAUUCAUAAUAAUGCCAGGCUAGGUAGUGCAUGCCUUUAAUCCCAGCACUCAGGAAGCAGAGGUAUGAAAAUGUCUAGUCUGAGACCAACCUUGUCUACAUAGUUCCAGGACUUCCAAGAGUGGAUAGACCCUACAUCAAAUAAGGACAAAAUAUAGUAACAAAAUAUAUGACAAAGACCUCUAAUUGUGCUGUACAUCACAAAAUUCUUAAUUCUGGGAAAACAUAUAGAGGUAGACCAUAUAUAAUCCCCAUGUCUUGAUGUUGAUUUGAAAUAACACCCAUAAAUCAUUGAAAUAACACUGAAAGUGCCAAAAUAAAAGCAAAUUCAGAGGUAGGCCCCUGCUAGUGACCUCCAAGGGAGCAGGCCUGAUCCAGCAAACUACAGUGGACUGGGCCACAGUCAGCGACCUCGCCUGGAUAUCAAUCCACACCCCUACAAACACCUGAUUUUUGACAGAAGAAAUAAAAUACAAAAUUUAAAAAAGAAAGCAUAUACAACAAAUGGUGUUGGCAUAACUGGAUAUCAAGAUGUAGAAGAAUAAAAAUAGAUCCAUAUCUAUUGCCAUGCACAAAAUUCAAAUCUAAGUGGAGCAAGACCUCAACAUAAAAUGAACCAUACUGAACUUCAUAGAAGGAAAAGUGGGAACUACACUUGAACACUUUAGCACAAGAGACCACUUCCUAAAUAGAACCUGAGUAGCAAAAACACUGAGAGCAAUAAUAAGUGGGACUGCCUGAAACUGAGAAGCUUCUGCAAAGCAAAGGACAUGGUCAACAAGACAGAAUGACAGUGUACAUCUUGGGAAAAGAUCUUCACCAAUCCCACAUCAGAGAAAGAGCUGAUCUCCAAUAUAUGCAAAAAAAAUCAAGAAACUGGUCAUCAAAAGAACAAAUAAUCCAAUAAAAAGUGGGUAUAGCACUAAACAGAGAACUUUCAACAGACGAAUCUAAAAUGGUUGAAAGACACUUAAGGAAAUAUUCAACAUCCUUAUCCAGUAGAGAAAUUCAAAUCAAAGCAACUCUUGAGAUUCCAUUUUACACCUGUCAGAAUGGCCAAGAUCAAAAACACUGAUGACAACUUAUGCUGUAGAGGAUGUGGUUAAAGGAAAUACUCCUCCAUUGCUGGUGGAGUGCAACCCUGUACUGCUGUUUUGAGAAUCAGUAUGGCGAUUUCGCAGAAAAUUAGGAAACAACCUUCCUUAAGACCCAUUAAUACCACUUCUGGAUAUAUAACAAAGGAUGCUCAAUCAAUCCAAAAUGACAUGUGCUCAACUAUGUUCAUAGAACCAUUAUUUGUGAUGGAAACAACCUAGAUACCCCUCAACCGAAUAAUGGAUAAAGAAGAUGUAUAUUUACACAAUGGUGUAUUACACAGUGGGAAAAAAUGACAUUUGCAGAUGAAUGGAUCUAGGAAACAUCAUAUUGAGUGAGGUUACCCAGACCCAGAAAGACAAAUAUAAUAUGUACUCACUCAUAAGUGACUUUUAGAGAUAAAGCAAAGACAACCUACUAUUCACAACCCCAGAGAAUCUAGACAACAAAGAGGACCCUAAGAGAGACAUACAUGGAUGUAAUCUACAUGAGAAGUAGAAAAAGACAAGAUCUGAGUAAAUUGGGUGUGUAGGGAUCAUGGGAGAGUAUAGGGGCAGCGAAUUUGGUAUGAAACUACACAAGAAAUGCUGUAAUAGAGUCGCAUCUUUGUUUACUUUUAAAGUCUUUAGUAGAGCCAAAACUUAAAGUAUCAAGAAGGUAAGGAACU
Messenger RNA from Chionomys nivalis (European snow vole), 5211 nucleotides. RefSeq names its product zinc finger protein 54-like. Gene Ontology annotation, biological process: regulation of transcription by RNA polymerase II. Gene Ontology annotation, cellular component: nucleus. The transcript has 6 exons. Gene Ontology annotation, molecular function: DNA-binding transcription activator activity, RNA polymerase II-specific; RNA polymerase II cis-regulatory region sequence-specific DNA binding. The record is from RefSeq and is a predicted model, not a curated record. Lineage: Eukaryota; Metazoa; Chordata; Mammalia; Rodentia; Cricetidae. Bases 606 to 2864 code for a protein of 752 amino acids.